Molecule: messenger RNA, 589 nt
Organism: Prionailurus viverrinus (fishing cat)
Lineage: Eukaryota; Metazoa; Chordata; Mammalia; Carnivora; Felidae
Gene: ADM2
Product: adrenomedullin 2
Exons: 3
Coding region: 146-574 (142 amino acids)
Biological process (GO): positive regulation of heart rate; adenylate cyclase-activating G protein-coupled receptor signaling pathway; regulation of systemic arterial blood pressure
Source: RefSeq, a predicted model, not a curated record
CAGGUCUCCGGCAGGACCCACAGACGGCAGACUGGCUGAGGAGGUCCUCCACCUGCCAGGUGCUCUCUGCCCAGCCAACAGACAGCAACCCCCCGGCCGGCUUCUCUCCUGAGACCCUCUCGCCGACAGACACAGCCCCGCCCCCAUGGCCCGGCCCCUGCCGGUCACAUUCGGUUGCAUCAGCCUGCUCUGCCUGCUGCUCCCGGGCACACUGUCCCGCGGCCUGGGCGGGAGCCAAUGGCCUGCCCCACCUAGGGAGCCCCCAGCCUGGGCCCCUUCCAGUGGCCUGAAGCCGGGACACCCUGCCGUUCAGCCUGUGGUCUGGAAGCUACGCCAGGCCCUCCAGCCACAGAGGAGCGCCAACCGAGCCCCUGCCAUGGGUCACCCUCUCCGGGGUGGCCCCCACCGACACCCGGGCUCCCACAGGUCCCGAGCCCAGCUCCUGAGGGUGGGCUGUGGGCUGGGCACCUGCCAGGUGCACAACCUCAGCCACCGCCUAUGGCAGCUGGUUGGGUCAGCCGGCCCACGGGACUCAGCCCCCGUGGACCCCAGCAGCCCCCACAGCUACGGCUGAGAUGGAGCAGGACAG